Ipomoea nil (Japanese morning glory) is the source of this 447-nucleotide messenger RNA. RefSeq lists its product as uncharacterized. The coding region runs from base 1 to 447 and encodes 148 amino acids. The transcript has 2 exons. NCBI's taxonomy places the organism in Eukaryota, Viridiplantae, Streptophyta, Magnoliopsida, Solanales, Convolvulaceae. The record is from RefSeq and is a predicted model, not a curated record.
AUGCUUGCUAACAUAAUGAAACCAUUAUUAGGUGAUGUGAUUUCUGAAUCUCAGAGUGCUUUUAUUCUUGGUAAGCUAAUCACUGAUAAUAUUCUUGUAGCAGCUGAGAUUGGUCACUAUCUGAACAGAAAGCAGUGUGGGAAGGUUGGCUGGGGAGCUUUGAAAUUAGAUAUGGAAAAGACUUAUGAUAAGAUGGAGUGGUCUUUCUUGCGUUGUAUGUUGGAGGCUUUGGGAUUUGCAGGAGGAUGGGUGGAUUUGGUAAUGAAGUGUGUAACGUCGGUUUCUUACAAUAUUUUGGUGAAUGGUGUCAAUAGUGGCCAGGCCCAAGGGUUCAUUCAUGGUUAUAGAGUGGCGAGAGGUGCCCCAACGAUAUCACAUUUAUUAUUUGCUGAUGAUAGCCUAUUGUUCUUUAAAGUAAAUGUGCAAGAACCAGGAGUGGUCAAGUAG